Saccostrea cuccullata (small rock oyster) is the source of this 529-nucleotide messenger RNA. RefSeq names its product large ribosomal subunit protein mL42-like. The transcript is spliced from 6 exons. Gene Ontology annotation, cellular component: mitochondrial large ribosomal subunit. Lineage: Eukaryota; Metazoa; Mollusca; Bivalvia; Ostreida; Ostreidae. Bases 40 to 477 code for a protein of 145 amino acids. The record is from RefSeq and is a predicted model, not a curated record.
GUAACUCCUUUUCGAAGAACGACUUGUCAAAAAAUCAAGAUGGCAGCUCCCAUGCAGAGAGUCAGCUUUUCAGUGUUUAGGAAUUUACGUGCAAGUGUUGCGUGUUCUAAUGGAAUGGUACAAAGACGAUUGAAGAGCAACAAUGAGGGUAGCCAAAGGGAUGGCACAUUUCACAGUAAUAAACCGUCGGCGACUCUUAGCGCGGACGAAUCUAUGAUUAUCUGCUGGCAUCCGGAACCGAAAUUCCCUUACGAAUGUUCAAAGCCAAUGCCUAGAGACACAGAAGAUAUGACACAGGGUGAUUCGCCCUUGAAGCUUCAGUAUAUAAAGGGUUACAAACUGAGACACAGACCGACCGGUCCCACCGUGUCAGAACUCGCCAAUAUCUUCUACACUACAAAACACCCCUUCAACCCAAUACAAAGAACGAGACGAAGACUUAGAAAUCAGCCUCCGCCGGACCGCGAAAGCAUCUGAGAUACUGUAUCUAAAAUGUUAACAGAGAUAUUAAAGUCUGGAAAAAAUUUCA